Messenger RNA from Stomoxys calcitrans (stable fly), 2966 nucleotides. RefSeq lists its product as uncharacterized. Gene Ontology annotation, cellular component: extracellular matrix. The coding region runs from base 25 to 2934 and encodes 969 amino acids. Lineage: Eukaryota; Metazoa; Arthropoda; Insecta; Diptera; Muscidae. The record is from RefSeq and is a predicted model, not a curated record. The transcript has 5 exons.
GGAAGACAACGUUAGCAUCUAAAGAUGAUGUCCUGGAAAUAUUUAAUAAGCGUUGCGCUUAUAGCGAUAUGGAUAAAAUUAUCCCUUGGCGAUAUUGUGGUACAGUUGAACAUAAAUCGACCAGUGAAUGAUGUGAGUGAUAAAUUCGUUAGUUUUACCAUGAAACCCGAGGAUUUGUAUGAGGCUUUGGAUGGCUCCCAUAGAAAGUCCAUUACACGCAUGGCUUCCAUGCUCGAUCAUUCUCAUAUUAAAUUUGUGGGUGAUUAUUACUUUGCCUCAGAGACAAAUACGAAACUUCGCAAUCCCACAAAGAUUGUAUGGAAGGGUUUCAACAAAUGGACCAGAGCCAUGGAUUGGUCCAUGAUUAUACCAGUUCCCUAUACACCAAAUGACUGGGAUCCCAUGCAUGCUUUCAAAAUUUUGAACAAUUCCCAAGCUGUGGGAAUUACCGAUUGCAUCUGGCAAUUGGGUACAGGUAUGAAUGACUUUGGUACUUCUGCUGCUUCCGAUUAUGUCAACGAUAUGAAAACUUUCAAUUUAAUGGUUGAAUCUUUCCGAGAGACUGAUACCAAUUGGCAAAUUAUGGGUGCUGAUAUUUCCUCGGGCAGUAGUCCUGAUGAAACUAAAGAAUACGUGCAAAUGUCAAAAGACUUGAAUACUGCCUUCGGUUGGAUAGGAUCAUCCGAUUCAUUUUUGGGCAAUAGUUUAACAAGCGCAUUCAACGAACAUGACCCCGCUUUGAAAGUUUUAUUCAAAGAAAAGGUCCCCGUUUGGUUGACACUACUGAAGACCUUUAAUCCAAGCCUCUCCUUUAUGGAUGACGAAGAAGUUCAAGAGGGUCUCAAUUGGGCUCAGACAAUGGGAGAUGCCGCCCACAAUGGAUUUGAUGUUAUAUUCAAGCCAGUCUCUCUCUCCGAUUGGGAAUCUCCCAAGUAUAGUUUCUAUGUAACUGCUGUGUACAAGAAAGUCAUGGGUUCCAGAGUAUUUGCCGCUAAACCUCUGUCUGGCUUCUUUGGUCGUAGCAAUAAAUUGUAUACCCACUGUGCGAAUAGUGAGUCUGGAGGUCUGGCAUUUAUGGUGAUCAAUAAGCAGACUACACCUUUGCAGAUAACUGUUAGAUCUAUGAGCAAACUUAAGGACAAUGAAGUGUGGCAGUAUGCCUUAACCAUGUCCGAUGGCCAAGUGAUGUUGAAUAACAAACAAGUUAGCAUUAACUCCACAUUGGAGCCAGAAAUCAAGAGAAAACAAUCCAACUCGUUUGUGCAAUUGAAAACACCUGCAUCCUCGGUUAGCUUUUGGGUGCUACCCAAUGCCAAUGUAGAACAUUGUCAAUAUACCGAAGUGGACUCAUCAAUGUCUACUUCGACGGAAGACGAGAGUCAAGAAUCCACGGAAAAGAUCAAAAGAUACACAUCCUCAGAUCGUUUGCUUAAAGAACUCAUCAAAGAAGCUGCAGCAAAGACGGCCGCUCCCGCUGGGCGUAAGAAAUACCGCCACAGACGUUCGGUGGACUCCAAGAAUGAGCAAAACAAAAAAUUUUUUCUAGGGAAUGGAGCACUUGAUAGUACUGGUGUUUUCAAAACUUUAACUGAGGCCAUAAACACGCCCUUUAAACGUGAGGCGUUUUCCCCUGAAAGAAGGCAGGCAGCAAUGAAAUGGUUGGGUAAACUUUUUCGGGAACCUUUAAACGCCAAUCUACCUUUAUUACGUAGAAGCGCUCGAAACUCUGACACCUACAACGGCCCUUUUUUCAUGACCAGGGAUGGCAAGAAGACUGCCUUCACCAAGAAAGUAACAGAUAUUAAGAAACCGGAGAAAAAGACAAACAAACGUACAUUUGAAGAUUUGGAAUUUGACGAGGAGAAGUUUUUCAAAAACGUGGGUGUGCAAACUGAACCGGAUUAUGUAAAAUUUCCCGAAGGUGAUGUAUUCCUGCAGAAUAUAGACUCAGUAAAUGGAGAGGACGUGGCAGAUGAAGAACUGAAGAUACAGCAUGUCAAGAAGGUGUCUUCUAAAAAGGAACCAAGGCCAAAGCUAUCCAAAGAUAUAGUCAAUGAAAUGAAACCACUCCGUCUAUUACCCACAGAGUUCUACGAAUCUUUGCCUGUAAAUCCCUCGAAAUCAUCUGUGGACAAUAAACCGUCUACUGGCUCGCCUUUCAACUCCUUGGGAGCUGAUGAACCUCUCAACAAAGUUUAUAGCAAAGGCAAAUCGAAUUUAUUCAGCAGUUAUUUCGAUAAGCACGACGAAGGAAUUGCAUCGAACAUCGAUGAGCAGGAUAAUAGCGAACCAGCUGAGUCUAAUGCAGAUUCUGCAAACGAUAGUGCGGAUGAAUUUGCCCAAGCUCAAAUGAAAAUGAGCGAAAAAAACUUUAAAAAUUCUGCCGUCGAAGACGACAAAGAGGUAGAGACAUCCAAAGACGUCGAUGACAUCCUAGUCGAUAGCGAAUCAAUGUCAUCGACCACUAGAAAAUCACGUUUUUCGAACUUCAUGAAAGACAGCUUCCUUGGAACUUCCGACGGUGAUGAAGACGAGACGGACAGCACUGCACAUGAAUCGGAGCCGCCAACCACAAAGGCCAAGUUCGAUGAAUUGCCUUGGUGGGAUUUGACAUCUUCACGUUCGAAGCGUUCUUUAGAUACAGCUGAAUCUUGGCAUGACAAUAUGGUUAGCAAAGACGAAGAUCCGAUUGUUGCAGCCAAUGAAAUAUCGCCAAGUCGAUUGCGGGCCUUUGAGUACAAGGUUGAUGAGGCAGUUCGUAGUACGGGGAAGUCAGAAAAUGAUAUUGAUACCAUUAGCAAGAAGUUUGUAAAAACCUUCAAGAGUCAGGUUACGAAAAUCGUGGACAUUGUCUCACAGCAUGUCAACGAAUGGUAUAAUUCUAUGUCCAAACAGUUGGAAAAUACGGAUGGGGAUGAUACAAAUGAUAUCUAAGAUAAAGUAAAGUAGUCAACUGAACUAUGAAA